AUACAAACAAUCCCGUUAACACAGCUGUCACAACACAAUCAGCUGGUGUUUACAUCGUGGCUCCCCGUUACACAAAGUUGCACAAUCCCCGAGCACGAUGACGGACAAAAAGAAGGUUGAUUUCGACGCCCUCCAGGCGGAUUCGCCACCGGCACGGUCGUUGACCCUGUUUGGGCGCGACCUGAGCCAGAUGCCCUGCUUUCGGAACAGCUUCCUGUACGGCAUCAGCUUGGGCAUGGCGGUAGGCUUUCUGGCCUUUAUGAAGACGUCUCGGCCGCAGAUGUCCACCCACAUUGGGUUCGGGACGUUCGUGGGCACGACGCUGUGCUAUUGGUUUCCGUGCCGAUACAACUGGUCCAAGCAGCAACGCGAAGCGGACAUGCUGCAGCAUUUAAUGCAACAGCAAGCAAUGUACGAGGGUUCGGCAAAGGAGCGCGAACUGGACCAGAAGGCGGAACGAGCCUAGUUUGUGUUAAAAAUUGUAGAUUUUCUUUUAAUAUACUUUAAUUAGGCAAAAGUUGA
Molecule: messenger RNA, 522 nt
Organism: Culex quinquefasciatus (southern house mosquito)
Lineage: Eukaryota; Metazoa; Arthropoda; Insecta; Diptera; Culicidae
Gene: l(3)87Df
Product: cytochrome c oxidase assembly protein COX20, mitochondrial
Exons: 3
Coding region: 98-466 (122 amino acids)
Biological process (GO): mitochondrial respiratory chain complex IV assembly
Cellular component (GO): mitochondrion; mitochondrial inner membrane
Source: RefSeq, a predicted model, not a curated record